Molecule: messenger RNA, 2502 nt
Organism: Mustela lutreola (European mink)
Lineage: Eukaryota; Metazoa; Chordata; Mammalia; Carnivora; Mustelidae
Gene: DEPDC1B
Product: DEP domain containing 1B
Exons: 11
Coding region: 84-1673 (529 amino acids)
Biological process (GO): positive regulation of Wnt signaling pathway; intracellular signal transduction
Source: RefSeq, a predicted model, not a curated record
CGCUAGCUCGCGGGGAUCGGCCCUGAGGCGGCCUCCGCCGCCGCCGCCGCCGCCGCCACUGCCACUGCCACUGCGUACCCGCCAUGGAACAUCGCAUCGUGGGGCCCGGCCCGUACCGAGCCACCAAGCUGUGGAAUGAAACAGUUGAGCUUUUUCGUGCUAGGAUGCCCUUACGGAAACAUCGCUGUCGUUUCAAAAGUUAUGAACGUUGUUUCACGGCGGCUGAAGCUGUGGAUUGGCUGCACGAGCUGUUGAGGUGCAGUCAGAACUUUGGCCCAGAAGUGACCCGCAAACAAACAGUUCAGCUGCUGAAAAAAUUUCUCAAGAAUCAUGUUAUUGAAGACAUCAAAGGAAAAUGGGGUCAGGAAGAUUUUGAAGACAAUCGUCACUUGUACAGAUUUCCUCCUUCCUCACCCCUAAAACCAUAUCCAAAGAAGCCUACAUGCCAAAAGGAUGUUAUUAAAUUUCCAGAAUGGAAUGACCCCCCACCAAGCACUUCACAAGAGAACAUCCCAGUGAGGCCAGUUGUGAUGAACUCAGAGAUGUGGUUCAAGCGUCACAGUAUUGCCAUUGGAGAGGUGCCAGCUUGCCGUCUCGUCUACCGCAGACAGCUGACAGAGGCCAACGUAGAAGAGAUAUGGAAGUCUAUGACAUUAGCAUAUUUACAGAAAGUCCUUGGCCUGGAUUCUUUGGAAGAAGUCUUAGACAUUAAACUGGUUAACUCCAAGUUCAUCAUCCAUAAUGUGUAUAGUGUGAGCAAGCAGGGCGUUGUCAUCCUUGAUGACAAGUCAAAAGAGCUUCCUCAUUGGGUACUGUCAGCUAUGAAGUGUUUGGCAAAUUGGCCUAAUUGUUCAGAUUUGAAGCAGCCUAUGUAUUUAGGAUUUGAAAAAGAUGUCUUUAAAACCAUAGCAGAUUACUAUGGUCACUUGAAAGAGCCUCUACUUACAUUUCAUCUUUUUGAUGCCUUUGUCAGUGUAUUAGGUUUGUUACAGAAAGAGAAAAUGGCUAUUGAAGCAUUUCAGGUUUGCUGCCUUCUCCUGCCACCUGAAAACAGGAGAAAGUUACAGCUCUUGAUGAGGAUGAUGGCAAGGAUCUGCCUAAAUAAGGAGAUGCCACCCCUAUGUGAUGGCUUUGGGACCCGAACACUGAUGGUUCAGACAUUUUCCCGUUGCAUCUUGUGUUCCAAGGAUGAAGUAGAUUUGGAUGAGUUAUUAGCUGCUAGGUUGGUGACGUUUCUGAUGGACAAUUACCAAGAGAUUCUGAAAGUCCCUUUGGCCUUGCAGACCUCCAUAGAGGACCGUGUGGCUCAUCUACGAAGGGUCCAGAUAAAAUACCCAGGAGCCGAUAUGGAUAUCACUUUAUCUGCCCCGUCAUUUUGCCGUCAGAUCAGUCCAGAGGAAUUUGAAUACCAGAGAGCAUACGGCUCUCAGGAGCCUCUGGCAGCUUUGUUGGAGGAAGUCAUAACAGAUGCAAAACUCUCCAGCAAAGAGAAGAAGAAAAAAUUGAAGCAGUUUCAAAAAUCCUAUCCUGCAGUCUACCAAGAGCGAUUUCCUACACCAGAAAGUGAAGCACUUCUGUUUCCUGAGAAACCGAAACCGAAACCACAGCUGCUAAUGUGGGCACUAAAAAACCCUUUCCAACCAUUUCAAAGAACUAGAAGUUUUCGGAUGUAGUAGUACUUCCAUAGCUGUUAGAGAGCUCUGUUGUUGCCUUGAGCAAAUGGAUGGUUAGAGAAGGACUAUGGUGGUGGAAGAGGAAGAGCAGACAAUAGAGACUACUACUGAAAUAUAAAGUGACUGGACUUCCAAAAAUGUUGAGCCAUUAUCAGUAUUUUUGUAAAACUUAGUGCUAUUUUUGAAGUGUAAAAAUCAUUUAAAAUUUAGACAAAUAUACAGGGGUAAUGUUAAUGUGUUUGUAAUUGUUACAAAAUUUAAGGAUUUUUAUUUUUUUAUUCGUUGUUUUUCAUGAUGUUAAUAAGAUAAUUAUGUGUACAUUUAGUUACUGAUGUCUUUGUUAUAACCAAACCUUAAAAAUAGUGUAUAUACUUGAGUAAGAAAGACAGUGGGGUACUGUUACUGUGAUGCUGUUGAUAUCAUAGCUUAAUAGUUCUGGUUUCUCUUUUGUAAAAUCUCAUUUUCAACGUUGCACCAAGAUUCUUAAUGUCCGGUAUUAUGAUGGCUGUGUCUUUCAUUGAGGAUUCAUUGGAUGUUAUAGCAGAUAUAACUAAAGCUGGUUCUUUAAUAACAUAUAUAUUAGCUGGUGUUUACCUCUAAGUGGAGAAGAUGUUCAUUUUCCUGCAGUGGUAUAAUUUCAGUCUUGGCUGAAAAUGGAGAAUUGAACUGAAUAAACUUUUUUGGUCCUGAUUGUAAGUCAGAUCUUUGUUAUUUCAUGAAAAACACAAAUGGAUUAAGUAAAAUGAGACUACUUCCUUUAUGUUUCCCCCAACUCCCUCAUCCUUUUGAAAAUAAAUGGGCUGUAAAUAAAUACUGUAUUUUGUUUCAA